UAGGCAUCCUGCGCCGAGAUAUUGCGCGCGCUUUCUGGUUUACCGUUCGGCGCGUUCUCGCGUACUUGUCUGCCGGUGUUGACGUCGCGCGUUCAGGUGAACGACUCUGCUUGCGGGGUGACAUGGAUUCCGACAGCUGCUCGUUGACCUGCACCGUUGCCGUGGAAUGGUUAAACGCGCAAGGAUCCAUCCUGAGGAAGGCGACUCACCGGACGGCGUCGUUGCGCCUGAUUCGAGACACGCAGCGCGAGCUGCUGGUCGAGGUACGCGCCGAGAAGGCGAACGCGCUCACGAAGCUACCCCUAAGAGGUAUAUCGGUAUUUAAUAAAUUCAUGACCGAGGGCAAGGCGUCCAUCAAGUUUAAAGAGCAGAACUGCACGUUGUUCUUGUCAAACGCACCCUCCUCCCAGCUGAUAACGUUCCUGAAGACUAUAUUCGUCAAGCUGACGGGCCAGGAAGUACAUCAAGUCCCGAAGGAUCCCUUGCGGGAGAAGUUCUUUGCGAAUGUGCGACCGGGCGGCGGUGGCGAGGGCGAGGACAUCAGUCCAGCUACUAGCACAGAGGUCAACAGAGCGAAGGAGAAAGCUAUGGCUGUGUCACGCGCGACGGUCACCACUCCGUCGCCGGGCGUGGUCAGGAAGCGGAAGCAUUUCAACGACGAUGGCCACGGCGCUAAGGUACCCGCGGCAAAGAAGCUGUACGAGAAUCCUACUGCAGGAGAGCUGACUGAGGAGCAAACGCGAAUUCUGAAUGCGGUACUCAGCGGGAAGAACGUGUUUUUCACCGGUAGCGCAGGCACCGGUAAGUCGUUUCUACUGAGGAAGAUAAUCUCGGCCCUUCCCCCGGACGUGACGAUGGCCACAGCGAGCACUGGAGUAGCAGCCUGUCACAUAGGUGGAAUUACGUUGCAUCAGUUUGCCGGUAUCGGUCUGGGUACCGCCACCAAGGAGAGAUGCGUCCAGUUGGCCUCCCGUCCGUCCGCAGCUUCGAUAUGGAGGAGAACGAAACACUUGGUGAUAGACGAAAUUUCUAUGGUAAACGGUGAUUUUUUUGACAAGAUCGAGGCGGUGGCGAGACACGUGCGUAGAACGGAACGACCCUUCGGAGGAAUACAAUUAAUCUUGUGCGGCGACUUCUUUCAGUUACCUCCCGUGUCUAGGACUGACGACAAGGCCAAGUUUUGCUUUCAAAGCGAGGCCUGGCAAAAAUGUGUUCACUUUAAUUUUGAAUUACAGACGGUCCAUCGACAAAAGGACAAGGCGUUCGUGAAAAUAUUAAAUAGCGUUAGGAUAGGUAGAGUCACGGAUGACAUCGUAGAUAUAUUGAAGGAAACGGCGAAGCAAAAAAUUGAAGGCAAUGGAGUAUUAGCAACUAGAUUAUGUUCGCAUGUGAAGGAGGCCGAUGAGAUUAAUGAAUUUCAGUUGGAUGAACUUAAGGGCGAGAGUAAAGUAUAUACGGCGUUAGAUUCCGAUAGUUCUAUGACGUACAUGUUGGAUCAGCAGCUGCCUAUACCUGGUAAAUUAGUACUGAAAGUUGGCGCGCAAGUUAUGCUGCUGAAAAAUAUAAAUGUUAACAGUGGAUUGGUGAACGGAGCUCGAGGUGUUGUUGUUAGUUUUAAAAAUGAUAUACCGGUGAUUCAGUUGCGAUCUGGAACUCAUUAUGAGGCAAAGAUGGAAAAAUGGGCUAUCAAAACUACUUCCGGUGCUGUCGUACACCGAAAACAAGUUCCGUUAAAGCUAGCGUGGGCCUUUUCGAUUCAUAAAAGUCAGGGCUUAACUUUAGACUGCGUGGAAAUGUGUUUGGCGAGGGUAUUUGACGCCGGUCAAUCUUACGUAGCACUUUCAAGAGCUCAGAGCUUACAAAGUUUACGUGUUUUAGAUUUUAAUAGCCAACAGGUGUGGGCUAACACAGCUGUACUUGAAUUUUACAAAAAAUUCAGGAGGACGGUGCAAGAGAUGGAAAUGAUUCCUCUCGGUAAGAAAAUUAAAUUAGAGGGAAAUAAACGAUAAUAUAUUUAUAUUUUUUAUAAUC
Temnothorax curvispinosus is the source of this 2031-nucleotide messenger RNA. It is a transcript of the gene Pif1, whose product is annotated as ATP-dependent DNA helicase PIF1. Gene Ontology annotation, molecular function: DNA helicase activity. The transcript has 2 exons. The record is from RefSeq and is a predicted model, not a curated record. Gene Ontology annotation, biological process: telomere maintenance; DNA repair. NCBI's taxonomy places the organism in Eukaryota, Metazoa, Arthropoda, Insecta, Hymenoptera, Formicidae. The coding region runs from base 123 to 2009 and encodes 628 amino acids.